Molecule: messenger RNA, 4044 nt
Organism: Talpa occidentalis (Iberian mole)
Lineage: Eukaryota; Metazoa; Chordata; Mammalia; Eulipotyphla; Talpidae
Gene: SLC35C1
Product: solute carrier family 35 member C1
Exons: 3
Coding region: 8-1123 (371 amino acids)
Biological process (GO): GDP-fucose import into Golgi lumen; protein O-linked glycosylation via fucose
Cellular component (GO): Golgi apparatus
Molecular function (GO): antiporter activity
Source: RefSeq, a predicted model, not a curated record
GCCGGAGAUGCCGCGGGGCCCCCGGACGUGCCUGCGGCGGGCCCCCCUGAAGCGGUCCAGGAUCCUGCACAUGGCACUGAUGGGAGCCUCCGAGGCCUCGGGAGAUGCGGAGGCAGAGGAGGAGAAGCCCUUCCUGCUGCGGGCCUUCCAGAUUGCACUGGUGGUCUCGCUCUACUGGGUCACCUCCAUCUCCAUGGUGUUCCUUAACAAGUACCUGCUGGACAGCCCCUCCCUGCGGCUGGACACCCCCAUCUUCGUCACCUUCUACCAGUGCCUGGUCACCGCGCUGCUGUGCAAAGGCCUCAGCACCCUGGCCACCUGCUGCCCUGGCGCCGUGGACUUCCCCACCCUGCGCCUGGACCCCAGAGUGGCCCGCAGCGUCCUGCCCCUGUCACUGGUCUUCAUCAGCAUGAUCACCUUCAACAACCUCUGCCUCAAGUACGUGGGUGUGGCCUUCUACAACGUGGGCCGCUCCCUCACCACUGUCUUCAAUGUGCUGCUCUCCUACCUGCUGCUCAAGCAGACCACCUCCUUCUAUGCCUUGCUCUCCUGCAGCAUCAUCAUCGGUGGCUUCUGGCUCGGUGUAGACCAGGAAGGGGCAGAGGGCACCCUGUCUUGGGUGGGCACCCUCUUCGGCGUACUAGCCAGCCUCUGCGUCUCGCUGAACGCCAUCUACACCAAGAAGGUGCUUCCGGCGGUGGACGGCAGCAUCUGGCGCCUGACCUUCUACAACAACGUCAACGCCUGCGUGCUCUUCCUGCCCCUGCUGCUGCUGCUGGGGGAGCUCCAGGCCCUCCGCGACUUCCCCCAGCUGGGCAGCGCCCACUUUUGGGGCAUGAUGACUCUGGGCGGCCUGUUUGGCUUCGCCAUCGGCUACGUCACGGGACUGCAGAUCAAGUUCACCAGCCCCCUGACCCACAACGUGUCGGGCACGGCCAAGGCCUGCGCCCAGACGGUGCUGGCCGUGCUCUACUAUGAGGAGACCAAGAGCUUCCUCUGGUGGACAAGCAACAUGAUGGUGCUGGGCGGCUCCUUUGCCUAUACCUGGGUCAGGGGCUGGGAGAUGAAGAAGAUUCAGGAGGAGCCCAGCCCCAAGGAGGAGAAGAGCAGCUUGGGGGUGUGAGCACCUCAGGGAGGAGAGGGUGGCCCCGAGGGAUAUUGUUUACAGACCUGAUGGGAAUUCGGUGGUUGAAAGGGGGCCAGUGUUUUCAGCUGGUUCUACCUCUUUCCUAUUUCUGGGGUGCUGUCCUCCCCUCAGGUAGAGGGUCCCCCAGGGGAGUGGCCAGUUGCUUCUCUGGAUGAACACAGGCUCUCGGAUAGUAGGAAGGGAGGCAGCACCCCGUCUCCCCCCUUUCCAGGGCCUUCUACCUCCAUGAGACCUCUGGGUUUGGGGAUGGGCCGCAGCCUCUAAGGGACAGUAUUGGCAAAGCCAUUAAGUCUUCUACUCAGGGCAGAUGGGAGUGUGAUCCCACCCCAGGCCUCUGGAGGGAUUUGGGAAACCUCACCUCUCUGUGUGCUGGGGCAGGCAGCGUAGCUCUGACCCCUCACCCCAAACCAGCCUUCCCUGAGACCAGCAGGCCCCAUGGAAGAGGGCAGAGGGUCUAGUAUACCCCUGCUUGGCCCUGACACCCCUAGGGACUGCUGGGAAGUAGCCUGGGGAUGGGGUACACCAUGGGAAAGCACCCUUUCCCUACUGUCUCACCCUGUACUUCCAGCUUUUGAACACGCGGGAACCAUGAGUGUUUUCCAGGUUAAGCAGGAUCACUAAACUCUCCCCCAGAGCCUGAAACUGGUCACCUGUCUCAAUCCUCUGUCCCCAGGGACCAUUGCCCCUCCGGUCUCUGGGUCUCCGAGCACCUGGCACAGCUGCCUGGGGCAGGGAACAGCCUCCUGGAAGUAGAGCCAGGGCACUGCUCCUCAAUUCCCCCAGUUCUGCCUCCCCCAAAGUUCCAUCCCCUGGCAGCACUGUGGGAGCAAGUCCACAGCUCAGCUAUGCUGAACCUCCCACCUCCCUGCAGGGUGGGUGUCCUCACUGGUGGGAGCCUCUCUCCUAGCAAGGGAAGAAGCAUGGGGGAUCCUCUUCCACCCUGCAGCCUCAGGGCAACUUUCACAGCCCCUCCCUUCUGUUGCACAUUCUGUUCAGCCAUCUCAGAGGUCAUUCCUGGUGGUGUUAGCCCUUAUAGAAAGUACUGAGUCCCCACCUCGGGAGGUUCUAAUGAAAUGGGUGGGGCCUGAUCCCCUAAAUUGUGUGAUUUUAUUAAAAAUUGGAGUAAGACACCCUGUGCGUGCGUGUGUGUGUGUGUGUGUGUGUGUGUGUGUGUGUGUGUGGAGUGAGUGAGUGGAAAAGAGGCGGGGCCAGGACAGGAUUUAGGAGCAGGCCUUCUGGAGAAGCGGGGUUCUGUAAAGGGCAGAAACACUCCUCCCUGCCCUCACCAAGCGCCCACAGCUCUGAGGUGGUACCACCCCCGACCACCCCCAUGGGCACGGCAAGCUCACGAGGACUCAGAGGACAUGGGAAGGAGGAGGCAGAACGAGUCCAGCAGAGGCCUCUGCCUUCAGACUCCCUAACUGUACCUAGCAUUUGGGGGCACCUACUGUAUGCCAGGCCCUAGGAAGGUGUUCAUGUGAAGACCCAGGUGUAUUUCAAGGGGCUCACAUGUCAACAGGAGCCAAGGCCUUGUAGCAGGUGCAGCCACUCACAGUAACUUCCUGUGCGGAAGUCUGGGGAUGGAGAAGCCAUCUUCACAGAGGGCCCGGACAUCAGAACUGGGACUUAACUGGGUCUGUAGGAGGCUCCAGGGAGAGGGCACCCAGCCAGUUUAGGCUGGAGAAAAGGCAUGUUCGGGGAGUAGUGAGAGAUGGGGUGCAGGGACUUGAGGGUUAGCGAAGAGAUCCGACAGGGAGGGAGGUUGGGUGGGAAGGACCUUGACUGUGUGGUCAUCCUGAGCGGGAUUCUCAAUGUCAAGCCAUCUCCGGGUCGCUGAAGAGAUGUGACCACCCUUUGCACAAUCAGAGAACAUUGAGACAUUUCUGAACACUACUUGCACUUUCCGAGACAAUGUUAACUAUUUACCAAAAAUGUUUUAAAGAAGAAUCUUGACUUAAAGCUUCAAAUCAAAUGUUAAACUAAUUCAUACAUUUUUAAAAAAUUCAAGGGAAACCCAACACUUAGGACAGAAAAACCCACCCACUAGGUAACAUCCACCCACGCAGACACACAGUGUCUGCAGAUGGGUUUGAAGCCACGGGCUGCUGCAGGCCUCGGUUCUGAUGCACAAGACCUAGAGCCCAGCCCCCUCUUCCAGCUGCCCAGCAGCUCCCACAAAGGCGCCUCGCCUCGUGCCCAGCUCAUCUCUAUGGUAUUUAAAGGGGCCAAGAGCACUUUCAGGAAGGUUCCCCUGCAAGAAGGCAGAAGUAGUGUCCCUCCUCCCACCCCAUUCCCCGAGCCCAGGCUCUUGUCUCUCCCUGAAGGCAGGGGUGUGGAAGUGGGGCUCCCCAGUUAAAACCUGGUAGGUGAGGAUGGAGAAUUUAGACAUUAGAGGGGCUACCACCUCCCUCUCCUUCAGAGAGCCUGUCUCUUCACUUCGGCCUUUGAAGAGCCCUUGACUAGGACUCCAGCAAGCUGGGCUCUACUUCUUAGAAGCUAGAUGCCUUCGGCAAGAUCCCUAACCUUGCCAGGCUUCACUCUGCCUGUCUGAGAGUUGGGAUAAUCCUGACCUUCCUGCUACAGAAAUUGGCUGUGAGCGAAAGCUCGGCUCCACUCAGCUCCAGGAACACAGUGGGCCGCUGUUCUUACCACAGAGAAAAGUGUCGUGACCAGACACUAAAAGCAAGAGCCAAGUAAGUGCAGUGGGACACACUUUGAUUUGGAGGAAACAAACCAAAAACCAAAAUAGAGACUCAGAAGAGAACCAUCUCUAGAUGGAAGACGACUUUCUUUUUUUUUUUUUUUUUUGCAUAGAAGAACUGAGGUGUAGGCCAAGGGUGCAAGGGGUGAGAGGAUUCACCAGAGACAGAGUGGGGAGCAGAACAGGCAGACUGACU